UCGUCCAGGGCUCGUCACCUUCUGCAGUCCCUCUCGGUGUCUCCGGGGCCGAGAUGCAGGCCGCCUUUAGGCCUACGAGAAGUGUUUGGGAACGCUUCUGCCAUCGCUGGGGGCUUCACGCGGGGCACUGAGGGGCUGCUGCGCGUCUCCUCAGAGUUAUCCCUAAACUCUGGGGUUUCUGGCCGCUUCUCAUCCCCUUUAUCGCGUUGGCGCGUUAGUUGUGGUUGUUUCUAAUUGUAUGGCAUUAGCUUGGAUGAAAAUGUUAAUAUUCUUAGGAAAUUUGGCAAUAUUGGUAUUAACCUGACAGAUCCUAUGUUCAGAGGAAUCUACAGGGGAACACAAAAACAUCAAGAUGACUUUUUGGAUGUGGUAGAGAGAGCAGUCAAAAUUGGCAUUAAAAAGUUUUUGAUUACAGGUGGGAGUCUACAAGAUAGUAAAGAUGCAUUGCAGCUGGCACAAACAAAUGACAUGUUCUACAGUACAGUUGGCUGUCAUCCUACCCGCUGUGGAGAAUUUGAGCAGAGUAGCCCUGAACAAUAUUUAUCUGAAUUAAAAAAUCUGAUUGAAAAAAAUAAGACAAAGGUAAUAGCAGUUGGAGAAUGUGGCUUAGAUUUUGAUAGAUUAGAAUUUUGCCCAAAGGACAUCCAACUCAAGUAUUUUGAAAAACAAUUUGACCUGUCAGAGCAGACAAAACUGCCCAUGUUUCUGCACUGUAGAAACUCACAUGCUGAAUUUUUAGACAUAAUGAGAAGAAACCGAGAUAGAUUUGUGGGAGGGGUGGUGCAUUCUUUUGAUGGCACAAAGGAAGAAGCAGCAGCUAUAAUAGAUUUGGAUCUUUAUAUUGGAAUAAAUGGCUGUUCAUUGAAAACAGAAGCCAACUUGGAAACACUGAAAUCAAUUCCUAGUGAACGAUUAAUGAUAGAGACUGAUGCGCCUUGGUGUGGAGUGAAAAAUACUCAUGCUGGAUCAAAAUAUAUUAAAACUACGUUUCCUACAAAAAAGAAAUGGGAAAUAGGGCACUGCUUGAAGGACAGAAAUGAACCCUGCCAUAUAAUUCAAAUACUGGAAAUAAUGGCAGCAGUAAGAGAAGAUGACCCACUCGAGUUGGCCAAUACUCUAUAUAACAACACUAUUAAAGUCUUCUUUCCAAAUAUAUAAAGUUGUUUUUUCUUACAUUUAUUCAGCAUAACUUUAGUAAAUAUACUGCAAAAACUUAAAAAUUACCAUAUCUGCAAGUUCUUAUCAAUGGAAGCCACUAUGUAGUGCUUUUAUUUUUUUUUCCUAAUGGUACAAGAUUAAAGCUGCUUUUGAAAA
Molecule: messenger RNA, 1314 nt
Organism: Aquila chrysaetos chrysaetos
Lineage: Eukaryota; Metazoa; Chordata; Aves; Accipitriformes; Accipitridae
Gene: TATDN1
Product: TatD DNase domain containing 1
Exons: 12
Coding region: 313-1158 (281 amino acids)
Cellular component (GO): cytosol
Molecular function (GO): 3'-5'-DNA exonuclease activity
Source: RefSeq, a predicted model, not a curated record